Molecule: messenger RNA, 864 nt
Organism: Dovyalis caffra
Lineage: Eukaryota; Viridiplantae; Streptophyta; Magnoliopsida; Malpighiales; Salicaceae
Source: the annotation of a GenBank genome assembly
AUGCAAACAGAAGGUGCCCUUCCACAGACUCUCUCUCUCGUCAACAGAAAGAAGAAGAAGAUGGAAGGGGCAUGGGCUAACCUUCCUGAAGAUUUGCUUGUAACAGUCUUUUCAAGAAUGGCUUUCCUUGAUCAAAUUCGAAGCCGUGCUGUUUGCAAGAACUGGAAACAGCUGACUAAAGAUAUUAAGCCUGUUGACAAGUUACCGAUGCAUAGGAAAUAUGUUGGUGCUGAAGUUUGUGAUUCUAAAGAUGGAUGGGUGCUUUUCAGAAAACAUCGAGUUGACACAACUUUCUUCUUUGCACACUCUCCUUUUUCUAAUGAGAUCGUUGAACUUCCCAAUAACUUGGGCAGGGAUUUCAGAAAGGGCAAGGCUACCUUUUCCUCAAGUCCCACAUCUCCAGAUUGUGUGUUCUUCGCCGCGAAACAUCCUCAUAUCAGCAUAUGUCGUCGUGGAGAUCAGGUUUGGACGGAAAUUAAUACUAGUUCAAUAGACCGAUUUUACGAGGCAAGGGAUUUGGCUUUUCUGAAUGGAAAUUUUUACUGUCUUUUGCGUGGAGGAGCUUUGAUAUCUUGGAAGGUUGCUAGGCAAAGAUGGCAUCGUUAUGACACUAAGAAGGCCCCUUGUUUUCACACUGGGAAGGAUUGCUUGAUCGAAUCUGAUGGGCAACUACUAAGACUGAAGUAUGCAAGAAACGAUGAUAAAUAUUGGUGCCAGCUCUCAAGAUUUGACUUCUCUCAAGAAAACUGGGUGGAGGAAGAAAGUUUGGGGGAUCGAGCUGUUUUUGUUAAUUCAAGAUCGUUCUCUUUCUUGAUUCCAGCAGGAGGAGAAGCUAGCGAGCUAAGAGAGACGUUUAAUCUUUAA